Molecule: messenger RNA, 1215 nt
Organism: Salvia splendens (bonfire salvia)
Lineage: Eukaryota; Viridiplantae; Streptophyta; Magnoliopsida; Lamiales; Lamiaceae
Product: gibberellin 2-beta-dioxygenase
Exons: 3
Coding region: 8-1006 (332 amino acids)
Source: RefSeq, a predicted model, not a curated record
CAAAAACAUGGUGGUUUUAUCCAAAAAAGUUGUUCAUACCGACUUGGCCAACUUCCAAACAUGCAAAUCCACCACUGAUAUAUUCACCGGAGUUCCCGUCGUGGAUAUGUCCGAUGCCAUCACCGCCAAGAAGCUCAUCGUCGAAGCCUGCAGAGAGUUUGGAUUUUUUAAGGCUGUCAAUCACGGAAUCUCACCGGAGCUGGUGGCCGUGUUGGAAUCGGAGGCUGUCGACUUCUUCGCACUGCCGCAGCAAGAAAAGGACAGGUCAGGCCCGGCCAGCCCGUUCGGCUACGGCAACACGAGAAUUGGGCCCAACGGUGACACCGGCUGGGUCGAAUACCUCCUCCUCUCCACCCGCCCCGGUCUCAUGCUCCAUAAGCCCCAUUUUCCCGCCAUUUCAGAAAACCUCUGGUUUGCUGCGGGUGAGUAUAUCUCAGCCGUGGCAAAAAUGCUGAAGGGAGUUUUGGAGAUGAUUUCCGGGGAGCUGGGAAUUGGGCCGAGGGGCUGCCUAAGCGGCCUCGUAGGGGACGAGAAGAGCGAUUCGUGUUUCCGGCUGAAUCACUACCGGCCGUGCCCGAAUCUUGAGGCAUUGAGUGGCUGGAAUUUGAUCGGAUUUGGUGAGCACACGGACCCUCAAAUAAUGUCGGUUUUGAGAUCUUGCAACGCACCGGGCCUCGAAAUUCGGCUGCAAAAUGGUUCAUGGGCCUCGGUCCCAUCUGAUCAAACCUCUUUCUUCUUUAGUGUUGGAGAUUCUCUUCAGGUGAUGACCAAUGGAAGAUUUAAGAGUGUGAAGCAUAGAGUGGUGACAAAUUGCCUCAAAUCAAGGGUGUCAAUGAUAUAUUUUGGAGGGCCACCAUUGGAUGAAAAGAUUGUACCUUUAUGCUCAUUAAUGGAGGAAGGUGAAGAAAGCUUGUACGAGGAAUUCACUUGGUCCGAAUACAAGAAAUCAGCUUACAACUCUAACUUGGGUGAUGAUAGGUUGAAGCUUUUUGAAAAAAUCAAGUGAUCAUGUCCCUUGAUUUAAUUAAACACCAUAAUUCAUAGAGAGUAGACUUUCCAUAUAUGGCAAUGACGAGGCAUCCAUGUAGUUGCAAUUUGAAUUUUCUACAUAGGUUAUGAAUAGGUAGGUUUAAUUUAUUAAAUCGUAAUAUAUGUAUCAAAUUAGUUAUUAAAGUUUGAUGCAAUGUCAAUAUUUCAGUAUAUAAUUGUUGGAUA